Messenger RNA from Castor canadensis (American beaver), 2438 nucleotides. NCBI's taxonomy places the organism in Eukaryota, Metazoa, Chordata, Mammalia, Rodentia, Castoridae. The record is from RefSeq and is a predicted model, not a curated record.
CAGGGUCCUCUGCCGGCUCCGCGUCGGUCUGGCGCUCCAGGCUCUCGGCUCUCCAUCGGCCAUGGCUCCUAAAGGUGGCUCCAAGCAGCAGUCCGAGGAAGACCUGCUCUUGCAGGAUUUCAGCCGCAACCUCUCGGCCAAGUCCUCUGCGCUGUUCUUCGGGAACGCAUUCAUCGUGUCCGCCAUCCCCAUCUGGUUAUAUUGGCGAAUAUGGCAUAUGGAUCUUAUUCAGUCUGCUGUUCUGUACAGCGUGAUGACCCUAGUAAGCACCUAUUUGGUAGCCUUUGCAUACAAGAAUGUAAAGUUUGUUCUCAAGCACAAAGUGGCACAGAAAAGGGAGGAUGCCGUUUCCAAAGAAGUGACUCGAAAACUUUCUGAAGCUGAUAAUAGAAAGAUGUCUCGGAAGGAGAAAGAUGAAAGAAUCUUGUGGAAGAAGAAUGAAGUUGCUGAUUAUGAAGCUACAACAUUUUCCAUCUUCUAUAACAACACUCUAUUCCUGGUCUUGGUCAUUGUUGCUUCCUUCUUUAUACUGAAGAACUUCAACCCCACAGUGAACUACAUUUUGUCCAUAAGUGCUUCAUCAGGACUCAUCGCCCUCCUGUCUACUGGCUCCAAGUAGACCAUGUCAGCUUAGCCCCCUGACUUUGUAUCCAUGAGUGGCCUGUGGUAUAUGGAAAAGUAGCAGGGUGGUCAGGGUGGGAGGUGCACAGUGUUUUUAAUAGUCUGGAGUUGGAGGGUUUAAAAAUGCAACAGAAAGUAAUUCAGUAUUUGUUUAUUGGCUCUUUUUGACAGUGUUGAAAUUAAAUGAAUUGAAAGGGAAACUCAGAGUACCAGGACAUUUAUUAAAAGGCAAGAAGUCUUGCAAUGUGCUAUAGUCACAAGAGGAGAAAAUAACUUGUUUCCUUGAUCUGUCAGAGGUCACAGUAACCUGGACUGAGCUGUUAUUACUUAUAAUAGGAGCAAGAAGCUAAUAACUUGUUCUCUGUGUUCCAAGCACAAUAUUAUAACUUUUUUUUGAAUUAUAAAUAUCAGAAUGAAUCCUCUUCUCAGGAGAUUGAGCAGAAGCCUCAUGUUUACAGGUCUCUGAAUUUGCAAUUUGUAAUAAAGUUAAAAACAUAGCUUCAUUGACUUGGGGAAGAGAACGUUGUGGAAAAGUUCCUGUUUUUUUUUUUUUUUUUUUAAGAAGAAAGGAGGCAGCCAAGGGUAGUAACCUAAAAAUAGUGCCCAGGCCUAUGAGAGUUUAAAGCAUAACCUGUUCAGCUGAAUGGCUCUGGCCCUGGGUGGCCAGGGAGGUCAGCUUGACCCUGCCAUAUUGGUUUUGAUGUGUGAAGUCACUGGGAUCUUUGUUUUUCUUUGACCAGGGUCUCAACACCACUGGAAGAAUGUUAAGUAAGAGAGAACCUCUUUCUUAGUACUGACAUGUAAACAGCCAAAGUAAUUUUGUGAACUUAGUUCUGGAAUUCAAAGAGCUCUCCAAGGGAUUUACAGUGGUUUAAAUGCUUGUCUGCAUUUUUGCAUUAGGACUGUCUCAACUUUGACCCACAAGUUCCCAUUGAUUAUGAACAAAAUAGUGAUCACAUCAGCCCUUGGGUGGGGGGGCCCAGUUAAGAUCAGUUUUUUUUUUUUGCUAAUGUAUGUACAGAUACUAUAAUUUUCUGCGUGUAUAAUGACUUGAAAAAGUUUGAGAAGCUCUUUAUCACUUAUGAUUUCGGGUUUUAUAUUCCUAUUAGCUUUUGUGACCACAUGUAGUAAUUUCCUACAGAUAGUCCCUAAAGGGAAUAGAUUUCUAAUCUUCAGUCUCCACUUCUAAAUUUAAGGUGAAUGCUAUAAGUGGGGCAUUGUUUAUUUAUAGCUUCUAAAAGAGGUAUUCAUUGAGAGUGUUCACCUUCUCUUUCUGUGCUAUUGGAUGUAUUGGUGGGCUGCAUCAAAGAAUUUAGAAGGAAGACUGAGGAUGAGAACAUUUGCACAGUGACCUAGACUGUCGUUGUCAGUGGUUGAGGAUUACAUUUUAUUAUUGCUUCUAGAAGACUUCAAUUCUUUGUUUCUUGGGUCUGUUAUUAUCUGGGUGCCAUUGCUAGAUAAUGUGGAAUGAAUAAGGAAGUUAGAAGAGAUUUCACUGCAAAGUACAGUCAAAGUAACAGAGUUUUUUUAUUUUUCUUUAUUGAUAAAAAAAAAAUCAGUGAAUAAUUUGGUGCCUGGAGUUUGCGUAUUAGUGCAUUUGCCCACUUGAAAUGGUUAUCAGCAUUGACUGAUAUUUGAGCUGGUCAGUUACUUUUUCAAAUGCUGGUGAAGUCUUGCCACUAGAUGGCAGUGUGUGUGUAGAUGGGAAAAAGUCAUCACUAUUCUUGGUACAGUAUGUUAGAGCUAAGAGAUGGUGAAAUAAGUAUCAGCUUCAAGUUCUUAAUAGAAUUCUCUUGAAUUAAUAAACUAAAAUUUUU